Rhopilema esculentum is the source of this 2511-nucleotide messenger RNA. Its product is annotated as ubiquinone biosynthesis monooxygenase COQ6, mitochondrial. The record is from RefSeq and is a predicted model, not a curated record. Gene Ontology annotation, biological process: ubiquinone biosynthetic process. Lineage: Eukaryota; Metazoa; Cnidaria; Scyphozoa; Rhizostomeae; Rhizostomatidae. Gene Ontology annotation, cellular component: mitochondrion. Gene Ontology annotation, molecular function: FAD binding; 4-hydroxy-3-all-trans-polyprenylbenzoate oxygenase activity.
CCAUUUCCCACUGUCAAAUUUGUCUUCGCCGACGUAAAAUGUGACGACCAUGAGAUACAAGGAAAGAUUUUUUACGAAAAUUGCAGCUCACAUUCAGUAACAUGAUGAGUACUUCUGUUCUAAGAAAAAUUAGGUAUAAAGGAAUAGUUUGCAAUGACGGAAAUGUGCUUAUUCUUUUUGGAAUUCGUAGAAAAUCAACAUUUCCAACCACCAGAGGACGGAGUCACAACUCAAGUUUUUGCUUAGGCCCUCGCCUUGGCUCUAGGUAUACAAGCACAGGAUCUCAAAAUAAUGGGGAAAAUACAGAUUUUGAUGCUGCAAAAAAGUACGACAUAGUCAUUGCUGGUGGAGGGCUAGUUGGCACGGCCCUUGCAUGCUUGUUAGGCAAGGAUCCUGUAUUUCAAGACCACAAAAUUUUGGUUUUGGAGGCAGCCCCAUCAAUGGAACUUCUAAAACACGCACCUGAGAGAUAUAGCAACAGGGUAUCAGCAAUCACCCCAGGAACAAAAGGACUUCUUGAGUAUAUUGGUGCAUGGGAUGAAAUCAAAAGUCUCAGAUACAAAAGUUUUUCAAAAAUGCAUGUUUGGGAUGCUUGUGGGGCUGGCUAUAUAACGUUCAAUGCAGAGGGUAUUCGGCAGGAAAAUGAAGAAAACACAGACCAUAGCAUGGCCUACAUAAUUGAAAACUCAAUCAUACUAUCAGCAAUGACACAGCAAAUUCUAAAUGUCCAUCAAAACGUGGAUUUGCACUACAGCAGUAGAAUAAAAGACAUUGAGUUCCCAGCAGAUAAGUGUGAGAAAAAUGUACCUCAACUGGUCCGACUUUCCCUUGAAAAUGGCAGUGAAUUUCAGACGAAAUUGCUGGUUGGUGCUGAUGGUAUCAAUUCUUUCGUCAGAGCCAAAGCGAAAAUGAGAUUUUUGGCUCAUGAUUAUCAACAGACUGCUGUCGUUGCUACGUUGCAUCUUGAAGAGGAAACACCAAACGACGUUGCUUGGCAGAGGUUCUUGCCCACAGGGCCAAUCGCUAUGCUCCCGCUGUCCAGAAACAGAAGCUCUUUAGUGUGGUCGACGACCCCUGCAGAUGCAAGGGCAUUGAUUGAUGUCCCCGAUGACGAGUUUGUCGAUGCAGUGAACAAUGCAUUCUGGGCUGAUUGCGACCGUCAUCCACUGAUUGAUAGAUCUGCAAGUGUCCUUCAGAGUAUCAUUAGUGCUAUCCAGCCAGGAACAUUUGCUGGUUCUAAAUUAAUGCAGCCCCCGACAAUAUCCGGCAUUGACAGAAGUAGCCGAGCAAUGUACCCACUCGGCCUUGGUCAUGCAUCUCACUACGUCAACAGCAGAGUGGCUCUCAUUGGCGAUGCUGCUCAUCGGGUGCACCCGCUGGCUGGCCAAGGUGUCAACCUGGGGGCGAGUGAUGUCCAGUGCCUGAGGGAUGUGCUUGUUGAUGCUGUUCAGCAUGGAAAUGAUAUUGGUGACUUGGAUCAUUUACUUGAAUACGAGACAAUGCGCCAAAGAGAGGUUGUUCCAAUGAUGACUGCAAUUGAUACACUGAAGAGACUUUUCUCUACAUCUUUCUUUCCCUUCGUUUUCGCGAGAACAAUUGGCCUGCAAGCUACAAAUGCAUUGACACCAUUAAAGGAUCAAAUAAUAAAGCAUGCAAUGAAGUAACUCAAGUCAUCCAAAUUAACAGAACUGGGACGUCCAGUGACAGCACUUCUUUCACCGGCAUUCACAUUGGCACAGACACUCUAUAAGUGCAUUGACCUUUACCCAUACAGGCGCUUUUCCUUUCUAGAUUUGCAAUAGUUUUGUAUGUGAUAAAGUAUGUUUUCAUGACAGAUGGUAAAAUUUACAAAUUGGUGUAAGGUAUUUUCAGGGGCCUUUUGCAUGGUUUUAGCACAGAGCUCGUCAUUGCAAUCAGCUACGUGUGGAAGUUGAAAGCCAGCUUAUAAAGUUCUUCAUAUUUGAAUUUGCUGCAAAAUAAACUGUUCUGCUUCAUUAGUUUGUUAAUGAAAAUGGAAUUUUGAGCUCUGUACUUCUUUUGUUACGAAAUGGAGGAGAAGAUCUGUUUAACUAUGAACGUCAAGAAAAUUGUUUUUAUAACCGUUAUUGCAUAUCCGUUGUUGCUUUGGCCAAAAAAUACCUUUUAUCGUUCUUGAGUGACAUUUUCAACACGCAAUUAAUUGCCAAGCAUGGCUUCAUCUCCUUGUUAGUUGUUUUCAAAUGUUCUACUGUCAUUCAAUAAUGCGUUGAAUUGUCUUUCGCUGCAGUCAAUGUUACAGCUCUACUUUGAAUUGUAUUGUAUUACUUUUGCAUUAGAUAAGGAAUGCUAUUUUUGCAAUAUGCAUAAAUGUUACACCGUAUGUAAAACACAUGAAUCUUCGUAUAAAGCUAUAGUAAUUUUGCAUUGCCAGUACACAUGCAUAGAAGCGAGGGUAUUUAUUAAAUGGAAAUUAUGUUUGUAAAAGUUUUCUUUUUUCUAGAAGUGAUUAAAUUCUUAAAUGUUUGAAAAAUA